Messenger RNA from Amphiprion ocellaris (clown anemonefish), 5300 nucleotides. RefSeq names its product gastrulation brain homeobox 2 (gene gbx2). Gene Ontology annotation, biological process: regulation of transcription by RNA polymerase II; regulation of nervous system development. Gene Ontology annotation, molecular function: RNA polymerase II transcription regulatory region sequence-specific DNA binding; DNA-binding transcription factor activity, RNA polymerase II-specific. Bases 260 to 1279 code for a protein of 339 amino acids. Gene Ontology annotation, cellular component: nucleus. The transcript is spliced from 2 exons. The record is from RefSeq and is a predicted model, not a curated record. Lineage: Eukaryota; Metazoa; Chordata; Actinopteri; Pomacentridae.
GCCAGCGGGCCGCCGAUCCGCCGCUGCGACCUCCAGCCCGGGCAGAGCCGCAGCGCAGCGCCGCUCCUCCUCAGUGGCGCAAACUGGAUGUUAUUGCGGAAACUCCGGACGCGUCUCUCUGCUCCUCCUGCUCCUCCUCGGCUGCCAUGGAUUGGUUUCCUCUGAGCGGAUUAUUUUAACUCCCCGCGGCUCCUCCGGGUUCCGCAGCCGCCCCGCAGCGCCUCCUGUCCGGCCCGGCAGAGCUCCAGAGGCCGGUCCUAUGAGCGCAGCCUUCAGCCCGUCCUUCAUGGUGAUGCAGCGGCCACUCGGAAGCACCACCGCCUUCAGCAUCGACUCUCUGAUCGGGGGGCCUCCGCAGCCCAGCCCGGGACACUUCGUCUACACCGGAUACCCGAUGUUCAUGCCCUACCGGUCGGUGGUGCUGCAGCCGCCGCCGCCCCCCGCCCUGCAGCCGGCGCUGCCCGCCGGACACCACCCGCCGCUGCCCGGCCUGCAGGGCGGCUUCUGCUCCAGCUUGGCCCAGGGCCUGACGCAGGGCAUGGCGCUCACCUCCACCCUCAUGGCGUCGCUGCCCGGCGGCUUCUCCCCGAACCAGCAGCACCAGGAUGCGGCCCGGAAGUUCGGCUCGCAGCCGCUGCACGUCUUCGACAAGAGCCAGGAGCUGCGGCUGGACGCGGAGGACGGGAAGAGCUUCCUGCAGGGGAAGGAGUCCGCGCUGCCCGCCUUCCACGACCCGGACACGGCGGUGCAGACCUCCACAGCCAAAGACUCCAAGGAUGAGGACCGGAAGGACGAGAGCUUCUCUCUGGACAGCGACCUGGACUACAGCUCCGACGACAACCUCACGUCUAUGUGCCACAAAGAGGACGCGGACGGCGGCGGGGCUCUGGACGACGGGCCGCUGCUCCACGGCUCCUCCGGCGGCGGCUCCGGUUCGGGCGGCGGCACCGGAGGAGGCGGCGGCGGGAAGAACCGGCGGCGGCGGACCGCGUUCACCAGCGAGCAGCUGCUGGAGCUGGAGAAGGAGUUCCACUGCAAGAAGUACCUGUCGCUCACCGAGCGCUCGCAGAUCGCGCAUGCGCUGAAGCUGAGCGAGGUCCAGGUGAAGAUCUGGUUCCAGAACCGGCGCGCGAAGUGGAAACGGGUCAAAGCCGGGAACGUGAACAACAAGUCCGGGGAACCGUCCCGGAACCCCAAGAUCGUGGUUCCGAUCCCGGUGCACGUGAGCCGCUUCGCCAUCAGGAGUCAGCACCAGCAGAUGGAGCAGAACCGGCCGUAGAGGAGGAGCCACCGGGGCCGGUACCGGAGCCGGUGAACGGACGAACCUGCAGAAGAAAAACUGACAGAAAGAGUCGCGAAACUCCAGAGAAUCUUCCGGAUAAACUGAUGAAGUCUCAGCUUCUGUUUUAGAGAAAAGAAAAGAAAUAAAUCCUCCAGAAAGUUUCCAAAAAACCCGAAAAUCUUUGCUUCAGUUUUUACGGUUUGAUUUGUCAGAAUCUGUGGCCUUAACGGACAAAAACACAACUUUCAGUUUAUUUUCUCUCCGCGGGUUGAAACGAAAAUCAUCAAAAAGACCCAAAUAGUUUAAAACGAUUCCAGACUUUUGUUUCUCUGCAGGAGGUUUGAUGGAAACUCUGCGUAAAAACGGAACAUUGUGGAGAGAAUCUGUGCGUAAAAACGGAACAUUGUGGAGAGAAUCUGUGCGUAAAAACGGACCGCUGCUGAGGAGGAUCCGUCUGUAAAUACUGGGACCAAGCGGGACUGAAAGCUGCUAAUUUAUUUAUAGAAAAUUGUGCAAAAGUGAAAACAUUCCCUGAUUCUGGAGUAAAAAAAGAAGAAAAUAUAAAAGAUGUGAAUUAAAGCUGCUCCGUCUCCAUUUAUCCUCCUUUAGUUCUCUCAUUUCUACCAAUAAAAAAACAGGAUUUGGUUUUUAAAAGCCACAAAUCUUAAUUUAUUCUCCUUCUUUUAACGGAUUUAAAACAGAAAACAGUUUAAUUUGAUUUAAUGUUUUAUUUUUAUCUUGAAAACGCAGCAGUCGUUUGAAUUUAGAACAAAAAUCUGCUCAUUUGGAAGCUUUUUUCUAUUAAAAUGUGGGGUUUUUUUUACUCAUAAAAAAGCAAAAAUUAACUAAUUUAGUCUUUUCAUUGUUUAAAUUGCAGCUGAAUUUGAUCAAAUCUGUGUUUUAACUCAGAAGAAAGUGAAAUUAAUUAAUUAAAACCUGAUUUAUUGGAGAUGUUUGGAACAUUUUUAGUUUGAUUUAAUCCAAAAGCUUCAUUUUGAGGAACAAAAAUCUGAAUUUUAACAGUUUCAGGUUCAGAUUUGUAAUUUAAAUUAAUGAUAAUUGUAAUUAUCUAAAUAAAAAGGUUUAAAUACCUCCAUAGUUCAUUAUUUUAAUCAAUAAUUCCCCAUAAACAGCAGAAUUCUGCUCAUCCUGAUCGUUUUGUCAUGGAUUCUGUUUUUACUGGUAAAAAUGGAAUUAAACUCUUUAUUCAGGAGAUUUUUCUGCACAAAUCGAAGCUCAACUUGGAGAAAUUUGUGUUUUUUGCUCAUUAAAAAAGAAAAAAAAUAAAAUAAUUUGGACGUUUUUCCUUCUGUGGUUUGAAAAUCUGUGAGUUUUUAAAUCAGAAAACAACUAAAAUCUGCUAAAUGUCCAAGAUUUAUCCUGAAAAAGUUUCUGGUUUAAACUCGACUAAUUUUUCUUCCAGUUAAUUAAAAAUGUUGUUGAUUCUGAAGGAAAAUCUCAUUUCAUAUAAAAUAUAUCGAAACAGUUUAAACUUGAACAGAUGAAAUCAAAAGUUUUUAUUUUUAUGAUUUAGUUUAAAGUCAAACGAGGAAAACGAGGCCUAAAGGCAGAAAAACACAUUUAUUUCACUUUAAUUCACUAAAUAAAGAAGAAAAAACGUUUAAAUCCGUCGAUGUUCUGCAGAAACUAAACCAGAGUUUAUUAUUAGAAUGAAGAAAUUAAUAAAAACAGCCGAAAUCAGAUCCUUUGAGACGUUUUCUGCUUUAAUUUCAGCUUCAUUUGGGGAAAUAAAUGAACUUUUACUCAGAAAUCUGAUAUUUUUUAAACAUUUUUCCUCAAAUUGUAGCUUCCUUCUUGAAUACAUGCAUCUUUACUCAUAAAACAGACAAUAAAAUGUUUAUUUAGGACAUUUUUGUGCCCAAAUUAUCAUUAGAUUGUGGGAAAUUGGUGUUUUUAUUCAUUUUAUAUUAAUUUAAAUGUUUUUUUUGCUCUAAUUGAAGCUUAAUUAUUAGAAAUGUUUGUUUUUAAUGAUAAAACUGAAGAAUAUUAUUGAUUUAGAUCAUUUUUUUCUCAAGUCACAGCAUUAUUAUUAGAAAUACAUUAAAUUUUAGUCAAACAGCAAAAAUCUUCAAAUUUAUGACAUUUUUCUGUUCUAAUUAGAGCUUAAUUAUCAGAAAUGUUUGGUUUUCACUCAUAAAACUGUUUAUUUAGAUAUUUGUUCAGCUAAAAUCACAGCUGAAUAUUAGAAAAUGUUUGUUUUUACUAAAAAAAAAAGCAACAAUCUGCUAAUUUAUGACAUUUUCUGCUCUAAUUGCAGCUUAAUUGUGGAAAAUGUUUUAUUUCUCAUAAAAAGAAGCAAAAAUCCUUUCAUUUGGAACAUUUUCUGCUUUAUUUGAAGCUUAAUUUGUCAACUUUUACUCCUAAAACUGAAGAAAACUGUUUAUUUAGAACAUUUUCCAGCUAAAGUUCAGUUUUAUUAUGAAUUUCCACGGCGUGGGGAGAAAUAAAGGACCAUCUUAUCUUAGAAAUACGUUAAACUUUUUAUUCAUAAACAGAAAUCUGCUGUUUUUCAACAUUUUUUCUGCUGCAUAAAGUGAUUUUAGUCAUAAAAAAGAAGCUAAAUCUGCUAUUUUUUUGCUCUAAUUGCAGCUUAAUUAUUAGAAAUGUUUGUUUUCGCUCAAAAAAAGGAAAUAAAAAUAUUUAUUUAGAUCAUUUUCCUGCUAAAAUCACAGCUGAUUAUUGAAAAUGCUUGUUUUAACUCCAUGAAAACCAAAAAUCAAUACAUUCAGACUUUUUUUCCUCUAAAGUCUCAGCUGUAGUUCUAUAAUAUGUGAAGUUUUACUGAUGAAAAAACAAAAAUCUGCUGUUUUUUUGAACAGUUUUCCUCAAAUUGCAGCUUCAGUUUGAAAAGAAUGUGUGUCUUUGCUCAUAAAACAGAAUAAAAAAAUGUUUAUUCAGGACAUUUCUGUGCCCAAAUUAUCAUUAGAUUCUAAGAAAAGAGUGAUUUUAAUCAUAAAAAAGAAUCAAAGUUGCUUUUUGCUCUAACUGCAGCUUAAUUGUUAGAAAUGUUUGAUUUUACUCAAAGAAAAGCAAAAAUCGACACAUUUAGAUGUUUUUUUCCUGCUCGGAUCUUUGCUUGAUUAUAACCAACGUGUUUUAAUCAUAAAAAGGAGAAGAAACUGUUUAUUUAGAGCAUUUUCCUGAUAAAAUCAGAAUUAAAUUUGAUAAAUGUUUUAUUAAUCACAAAAAAGAAAAAUCUACUCAUAUGGAGCAUUUUCUGCUCUAAAUGCAGAUUAAUUUUACUCCUGAAACAGAAGAAAUCAGUUUAUUUAGAACAUUUAGUGCUAAAAUCUCAGUUAAAUUCAAUAAAUGUGUUUUUACUCACAAAAAGGGAAAGAAAAACAUCAGUUUAGACAUUUUGUCCUCUAAACUCACAGCCGUAGUUGGAGAAAUACAUCAACUUUUACUCAUUUAUGACAUUUUUUCUGCUCAGAUCAUGAGUGAAUUUAGGAAAAUUGUUUGUUUUCACUCCAAAAAAGCAACAAUCUGUUAAUUUAUGACAUUUUUCUGCUCUAAUUGCAGCUUAAUUGUGGAAAAUGUUUUAUUUCUCAUAAAUAGAAGCAAAAAUCUUCUCAUUUGGAGCCUUUUCUGCUCUAAUUGAAGCUUAAUUUGUGAACUUUUACUCAUAAAACAGAAGAAAACGGUUUAUUUUGAACAUUUUUCUGCUAAAAUCACAGUAAUAGUUGAUAAAUGUGCGCAUUUUUCUGCUGCUGUUGUUAUUAUUUACGUUUGUCGUCAUAAAAACAACAAAAAUCAUCUCAUUUGGAGCAUUUUCUGCUCUAAUUGCAGCUUAAUUUGGGAAUUUUCACUCAUAAAACAAAAAGAAAUCUUAUAUUUGACAAAUGUCUGUUUUUACUCAUUUCUCUGCUGCUGUUUAUUAUUUACGUUUCUCGUCACAAAAACAACAAUCUUCUCAUUAUAAACAUUUUUUUCUGCUCAGGUCGGAGUUCAGUGACUAGAAAUGUUUAUUUUUUACUCAUUAAACUGUUUGUUUGGA